Molecule: messenger RNA, 1229 nt
Organism: Leptopilina heterotoma
Lineage: Eukaryota; Metazoa; Arthropoda; Insecta; Hymenoptera; Figitidae
Exons: 2
Coding region: 169-1044 (291 amino acids)
Source: RefSeq, a predicted model, not a curated record
CUUAUAAAGUAAUUUGACAGUUAUGGAGUAACAAACACAAGAAGUGGUUAUCGCCACUUAUUUUUUUAGUUUUUCUAUAUUUUUUCGAAGCUUUUACUCUUUAUAUCGGAAUUAGAAAAGGUUUUUUAACGGCAAACAUUUCUUGUUCGAAUGAAAAUUGUGUGAAAAAUGUAUUCUCUCCAUGUGCUUUGUGUACUUAUGUUUGUGACAUCUGUCCUAACCUCAGUCACGAAAAAAGAAACAAAAAUAGAACACGAUGAAUUGGAUAAUAAAAAUAAUUCAACUUCCAAGACAGUUGUGGAAACAGUCAAGAAUUCUUUCGAAGGGAGUAAAAUUUCGUCUGAACAACAUUCAUCAACGGAGAAAAUUGACAAAUCAAAUAGCACCGUAAGGCAAUUUAUUUUGGAAGGCGGAGGAAAAAUAGACUUGGUUACAUCGGGAAAAUUUGUGACUCCAAUGAGUGAGGAAAAGAAAUCGUCACCAAAAUUAAUUGAGGAGGUGAAUAAAGAAAAUAAAAACAGUAAAUUUUCGAAUGAACAGAAAAAAAGUAAUAUUAAACCAAGAAAAGGUGUUGGUAAUGAAACUCUUGCCAGUGACGAGGAAAUAUCUCUCGAGAUCAAUAAAUCGAAUGGUAAACAAAAUAAAACAGCAAUAAAAACCACAGCAGCAACAGAUUCAGUGAUAAAAUUAGAGAAAUCGACUGUGAAAAUAAAUAUAAAUAACACGAGUCAACAUUUAUCGACAGUGACUGAAAAAAUAUCGACAAAAGGAACAACGGAAAAAGCGAAGAAACACAAAUUAAAACCAACAGUGACAAUUGGUGGUAUUAAUGUUGAUAAACCAAUUCCAGCGACGCCAACAAAAUCACCACCACUUGGAAUGCCGAGAAAAAUUGAUUAUGUCGUACCAAUUAUGAUUACAAUUUUCACUGUUCCAUUGUUGAGUGUUGCGACUUAUAUUUUAUACAGAAGAGGAAGAGACUGUUGGGACAAGAGGCAUUAUCGACGAAUGGAUUUUCUCAUUGACGGAAUGUAUAAUGAGUGAUGAUGAUUAUGAUGAUAAUUACCAGGGAAAUUUAUUUCCCAGUGAAAGAAACAAACGUUUUUUCAAUUCAUUCGGAGAUUUUCGGUAAAUUUUCCAUUUUUUUUCGACAAUUAUAUUUUUUGAAAAAAUUAUAGUUAUGGAAAAGAUUAUAAUUUGGAAAAAAUUAUAGUUAUAGAAAUAAUUAU